Messenger RNA from Haliotis rubra (blacklip abalone), 1990 nucleotides. RefSeq names its product L-amino-acid oxidase-like. The coding region runs from base 1 to 1656 and encodes 551 amino acids. Gene Ontology annotation, biological process: amino acid catabolic process. The transcript is spliced from 6 exons. Gene Ontology annotation, molecular function: polyamine oxidase activity; L-amino-acid oxidase activity. The record is from RefSeq and is a predicted model, not a curated record. NCBI's taxonomy places the organism in Eukaryota, Metazoa, Mollusca, Gastropoda, Lepetellida, Haliotidae.
AUGACAUCAAAUGGCAACUUCCUGGAGCGGCGUGUUGGCCUAUGUCGAAUGAUAGAUGUUCUGAUGACUUCCAUCAUUGUGGUUUCAUCGCUCAUUAUAGCCAUUCUCAUAGCCACAGCUCCAGGUACAUCUGACGCCGACUGCCUCGACAUCGCCGUGAUUGGCGGCGGCAUCGGGGGCGCCUACACAGGCUGGAGGCUGAGGGACAGAGACCUAUCUAUCUCUGUGUUCGAGUACUCCGACCGAGUCGGUGGGAGACUCUUCACAACUGACUUCCCUGCAGCUCCAGGGACGUACCUUGACUUCGGAGGGAUGAGGUUCAGGGCCAAUGCUCACCCUACUUUAAACAGAACGGCAACCGAAAUUGGGCUCAAGAUCGUAACGUUUGCAUUGGGAUAUGGAAAUGCAGAUGAGACAAUCUGGUACACUCGAGGCAAGCACAUGCGCAACACCGACCUUGGAACAAGUCGCACCCCUUACAGUCUUGCCUUACAGGAAAUGAAGACACCGGGCGCGUUGAUAUGGAGCCUCUUCAAGAACAACGUCAACUACAGCAAAAACACAUACCCCAGUCUAGACGAACUGUAUAAUAUGACGACCGUCGACGGUACCCCGCUCUACAAAAUGACUUUAGAUAACUUUUACGGGCGCUUCGCAAGUCGGGAGGCUUACAAGUACAUCUAUGACUUGGAGGGAUGGGCCGGCACUGUCGGUCGUCAAGGAGCUCUCCACAGUCCAAAGGCUACCGCUUCAUACCCUGGUGACACCGGUCCAUCUGAAGAAUUCAAAACAAUAGAUGGUGGUAUGGGGAAGGUGCCCCAGGCUCUCAUGGAAAAAUUCUUGAAUGCAAGUACGAGCCACAAGCUCCAUCUGAACCACCAGCUGCUGAAGAUAGAGAGGAGGCAGUCUGGAGGGUACAACCUCAGAUUCAGAAAGACUCACACAACAGAUGGAAUAACGACUCAGAAACAAUUCAGUACAGACGUGACAGUGUGUGCCAGAAAGGUUGUGUUGGCGGCCCAACAGAGAUGCAUACAGGAGAUUGACAUCCCAAUGUUCAAGAGCAAUCCCGACAUUGUAAAGAAUCUAGACUCUGUUGUUGGAAUCCCUGCUGGCAGAAUAUAUCUUGCCUACAACACCAAAUGGUGGAAGAACGGCAACCCUGACAUCACCCACACGAAGAGUGACCAGCUCAACAGACAGACCUAUGACUGGUCUACCGGCACAAACAACGUCUCCAUCAUCAUGGCGUCCUAUCACGACGGGGACUUGGCCCACUACUGGCGAGAGUUGAGUCAGUUCGGGACGCCAAUCCCUGGCAGUCUCCCCGGAGUGAAUGCCGUCACGGACGUCGUCAAGAACAGAGCUGAGAAGUUCUUAAGCGCCAUCUACAACGUCAGCCAAUCUGAUAUCCCCGAAGCUGUUGGAGGCGCAAUGAUGAUGUGGGACAAAUAUCCUUUCUAUGCUGCUUGGGAUUACUUCAAACCAGGCUUUGACGAAAGAACGGUUCGUGACCUGGUGUAUAAACCAUCUGUAUCGGAUCAUAUAUACAUUGCUAGUAAUUCUUGGGCACCUCGGAAUCUUCAAGAAUGGUGUGAGGGAACACUGAUAGCUGUUGAUGCUGUAAUCAAUAGAUAUUUCAAGGACAGUAACUAGCAUAAAAAUGUAUAUGAACUUCUACAAUGCUUAAACAAUACAUAUCUAUUAUUUGAAGGAAGAAAAUCAUUUCUCGCCAGUAUGUAUGAAUGUAUUAUUCUACAAUAUUGUUGCUCUAAAGUUAACCGGUAUAUACAUCAGUUAUCAAGAAUAAUGCGUAUGCGAUGUGUAUAUUAUUCGCUUACCAUUCCGUGUUUAUUACUCUUUUAUAUACUGCAUAAUGUCUUUUAGAAAUAUAUACAGCAUUUGAGUUUAAGUCAUUUGAUCAUGUAACUUUGACAAAAUAAUUCGUAAAUAUAUAUAUCAUGUGUGAUAUGAUUCUAAUACAUGUAUC